AUGGAAUUAGUAAGAGUAAGAGAAAGUGAAAGAACAAGAAGAUACAACAGUAAAGGUUCAAUUUAUAUCAAAUCUAAAGUUGAGAAAAAGAGAAGGGGUGUAAAGAAAGAAAGAGAAAGAGAAAGAAAGAGUAGAGGAGAAAAGAUGGGUGCAGCUCCUUCGACACCUUAUCCGCCUCAACAACAACAGCAGCAGCACCAACAGCAGUACCAACAACACCACCAACAUCAAAACCAUCACAACCACCACAACCACCAGAAUUCUACCGCCAGCGGUAUCAAUACUAAUGGAAAUGGCAAUGGAAAUGGAAUGGGUGGAGUUCUGGUACUGCUGGCGCCUAACCAGAUGAAUCUGUCGUCGUUUCUCAAGGCGUUGGUCGAGCAGACCCCAGAUGCAUCCGCCAAGAGUAACGAUGGAAAGAUUGUAUUCUAUCACAAACUUCAACAACAAUCAAAUCAUCCAUAUUCUCAACAACAUCAACAGCAACAACUACAACAGCAACAACAACAAUCAAGAAAUUCACUUUCAUCAUUUUCACAAAAUAAUCAGAAUCCAUAUAGCAAUAAUAACAAUAAUGACAAUAAUAAUAAUAAUAAUAACAAUGACCAAACAUCGUUAUCACCUGAUAAAAGCAAUCAUCUGAGAGAUAUAUUCACUCAGAGUAAUCAUAAUCAUAAUCAUCACAACCACCACCACCACCACCACAUCAAUCACAAUAAGAAUCAUUCUUCUUCAUCCUCUUCAUCUUCAUCAACUUCACUGACGUCACACAAUAUCAAUAUACCAAGUCUGUUGAAUUCUCCCGCUGCCUCUUCAUCACCGUCUUCAUCACAGCAGAGUAGGACAAUCAGUGGAAGUCCACUACGUCACCAUCCAUAUGGCAAUAACAAACAUUCUCAUCAUAUCCAACAACAGCAACAACAACAUCAGUCACAUCAUCAUGGAAGUGCUGGUUCCCUACAUUAUAGUGAUAUGGAGGACGACGACGAUGACAUUGAGGUAAUCGAUGACGACGAUGAAGAUGACGAUGAUCUAUUGCCGCAACAACAUCUACCGUAUCAAAUUCAACAGCAGCAGCAACAUCAUCAAUCAUAUGACAAGACGAGAAAGAAUUCCAUUGACAUGCUUGUCUCUUCAUCUUCACCGAUGAAACAACAAUAUAAUCAACAAUCUUAUCAACAACAACAACAACAACACAAUAAUAUUUUAAUGUCACUUUCACCACCCAGAGUUUCAAUGUCACCGAUUCAUAUGCAACUAGAUUCUCCAAUGUCACCUAGUUACAAUCACUACAGGGAUAUCGAGAUUGAAACAACUUCUUUUUCAUCUUCGAAACUGUCUCCUUCCACUAAACCACUCUCUUCAAAUCAACAAUCUCCAUUUAUCACUGGUAAAUUACCUCAGAUCGAAUCGACUACCACCUACCCAAUUCCUUCUAUGAAUCACCAUCACCUACAUAACCAACAUCACUCAAACAACAACAACAACAAUAACAAUAAUAACAACAACUCUUCAAAACUAUCAAAAUUUGUUGAGAAACUUCCAACUUUUAAUAGCAACACCGGUUCUACCAACCAAAUUUCCAAACCAAUUCCAAUCUACUCAAAACCAUCACCAUCUUCAUCACCAUCGAAAGGAGCAAUCUCUCCAUCUAUUUAUCAACAUCAACUACUUCAAACACAACCACCACUUCAACUACAAUCAAUACAUCAAUCACCGCAAUCACCACAAUCACCCUAUCACACCUCGCCACUGACAUCACCAUUGAUUUCAUCUAUUCCUCUCUCCUCAGCAGCUUCAAUCACAUCAGUAACAAAUAACCUAAAUAACAACAAUAAUAACAAUAAUAAUAAUAAUAAUACAUCAUCUUCAAAUUCAUCAUCUGCAUCUUCAUCACCUAUUUCCAAUCCUAAAUCAUUGAUAUUAACAAGUACAACUUCUACAACCAUUACAUCAACAACCCAACAACAAUUACCACCCAAUACACCAUCUUCAUCUUCAUCGUCAAAGAUUAAUCACAAUAUACUUCCACUUUAUAUUAAACCAAGUAAUGGUAUUAAACCAACGAUUCAAUUCAACAAAUCACAAUCAUCUCCAACAACAACACCCACAGUUGAGAAGAAGUCUAAAUCUUCCAAACAGCAACUACUACAACAACAACAAGCAGCAUCAUCCAACACAGCCAUAACAAGCACACCUGGCAGUGAUGGUAAUAUUCAUGGAAACAGUAAAAAGUCCAAUCAAUAUCACUGCACGAUAUCAUCGGAUGGAUACCAGUGGCGUAAAUACGGUCAAAAGAAUGUCAAAGGCACUCAGUUUCCAAGAAGCUAUUACAAGUGUACCUAUCCUGGUUGCACUGUAAAGAAACAAAUGGAGCGUAGAUCCUCGAGUGACGACACUCUGAACCAUGUCGUCUACAAAGGUGAGCAUAACCAUGAGUCACCACAGACCACCAGAGUCAAUGUUAGUGACCAACUUUCAUUUAAGAAAUCUGUUAUAGCUGAAGGUGUAAUGAAAGAAGAGGUUGAUAACUCGUUUGACGAUGAAAGUCCAAUGAUUACAACACCAUCACCAUCAUUACAACAACAACAACAACAAUCACAAUCAAACUCAAUAACUAAAUCUGUACAAAUUAUAAAUAACAAUAAUAACACAACUCAUAAAGAUGAUGAUAUAUCAAUGCCCAUUGAAAAAUAUGGUGCUGAAAUGACAUCUACUUUUACUGCAACCUCAACAUCAACUACUACUACUACAACUACCACUACUUCCAAUAAUAGUGGAAAUAAUAAUAAUAAUAAUAGUAGUGCUUUUAAUUUAUUAAAAGAUAUUACAAAUAAUAAUAAUAGUUUAGUAAAAGUAGAACAACUUGUAAAUAACGAAAAGAAAAGAAAAGAUGAUAGUAGUAGUGGCAACAACAUAGAUAAGAAUAUCACAAAGAGAGAGAGUAAUAACAAUCAUAUCAAUACUAUAGAUAAUAGUAAUAAUAAUGAAAAGAAACAAGACAUAUCUUCUUCCCCAUCAAUUUCAAAUUCACCUGUGGUACAACCAUCUAAAUUGAAUCAUUCAACAACAACAACAAAUGAUAAUAAUAAUAAUGGUAAUAACAAUGGUACUAAGAAUCCUAUGAAGUUGGUUAUCGAAACAACCUCGAUGGUCGAUCAUUUGGACGAUGGUUUCAAUUGGAGAAAGUACGGACAGAAAGCAGUCAAAGGCAGUCCUUACCCAAAGAGCUAUUUCAAAUGUGCCGAACAUGGUUGCAACGUAAAGAAGCAAGUCAUACAACAAGGAGAUAAGAAGUUUGUUAAUACCUACAAUGGUAGACAUACUCAUGAUCCUCCUUCAAGAGACAGCGAACUCCGAAAGAGAAAGAGAAAAGAAGCUGCUGCCAAUAACAACAACAAAGAAGGUUUUGAAUCCACAAAGAACGGUGACCAAGAUGAAUUGACAAUAAUGGCACCAGACUCGCCAAAUUCAUCUUGCAAUUCAGAUUAG
Molecule: messenger RNA, 3492 nt
Organism: Heterostelium album PN500
Lineage: Eukaryota; Evosea; Eumycetozoa; Acytosteliales; Acytosteliaceae
Gene: wrky1
Product: WRKY transcription factor
Exons: 6
Coding region: 1-3492 (1163 amino acids)
Biological process (GO): regulation of DNA-templated transcription
Molecular function (GO): DNA-binding transcription factor activity; sequence-specific DNA binding
Source: RefSeq, a predicted model, not a curated record